This is a messenger RNA of Mangifera indica (mango), 1876 nucleotides long. RefSeq lists its product as uncharacterized. The transcript is spliced from 6 exons. The record is from RefSeq and is a predicted model, not a curated record. NCBI's taxonomy places the organism in Eukaryota, Viridiplantae, Streptophyta, Magnoliopsida, Sapindales, Anacardiaceae. The coding region runs from base 319 to 858 and encodes 179 amino acids.
AACUGAUUUAGUUUUUCAAAAGUGAUGUUCUCCUAGAGUGUCGAUCUGGUUCAGAUAAGAUCCCUCUUAAUCUCAAAUUCAAAAGGAGCAAUUUGAGCCAUAUCGUUUCUUUGAAUUCUACGAGCACUCAAAGGGGUAAUUUUAGGCGUGCCAAAAGUCUCUUGCAACUGUGAGUUUUCUACAGUUUAAGCAGUGAAAAAACAACUAAAACUUAAACAAGUCAUGUCGUUAAUUGUUUUCUUCGUCAGUGCCAUUCCCAUCUCGGUCUUCUUCCCGAGUCCUUGUCUUUCUGCAACAAUGAGAUAGUCAUAAAAUAAUAUGUCAGGAAAAAAGGUUAAACAAAUACCUCCGAAAAAGAAUCUUAGCUCGUUGGUUUCAGUGGUGAAGAUGGGAGGCGAUUUGUUAAAAUGGUUUCUCAUAAUUCCAUUAACUCUUAUUCUUCGUCGUGUUAACUCGGUCCCCUCCGUCUGUGAACUCAGUUUCACCGACCAUGACAAGCGCAUUAACUACAGCUUGGCCACUCCUCUCGCUAUGUUCCCUCAUGGUGUCCUGAGUGAAGACGGGUUCUAUAAGGUGGCCAUGAAUGAGACUGUGCUCUGGUUUCAGGUUGGCUCCAUCAGCUUUGCGACGAGAUGUUAUUUAAUCAUGACCCACCUAGAUGUGUUGACUGCUUGGGGCCCAUCAUGCUGUGGAUCAGAAUGUAGUGCACUUGUGGCGAACAACAUCGGUGGUUAUGAUGCAUGCACUGCUAUUGGGCUUGUAUCACACACAAAUAUAAAGGUUAUGGAUAAUAAGAAUCCACACAUGGGUGUCAUUGUUUCUAUGUCAACUAUUGGCCAAAAGCAUAAUAUUGUAUGAUGGUAGUCAGAUUUAUAUGUUAUUCCUGAUUGCCGGUUGUGUUUAUUUUAUUGUAAAUUUUUCCCUUAAUAUUGCUUUCCUCACAUUUGAUAUAAAUUUCUUCUGAUUUUCUUUUUGUGCCUUGUGGAGUGAAUGCAUCAUUCUUGUAUGAGCAGGAAAUUAAUUCUCUUGCCUACAGAUAUUGAUAGUAGUACAUGUACAGCAUACAUGUUUUAUAUAAUAUGUGAGACAGAUCAGACCCUUGGCAUCUAUAUGUGCAGUAUAUGUGUUAUUCUAAUUUUGCUCUUCUCCUCUAACUACUUCAGGCAAUUCCAAACUUGGAUACUUGGGUCAGCUUACCACACAGAACACAGGUUCUCUUUCCUUUUCUUGUAAUUUAUAUAACUUGAGCUGGUGUUAUGGGAAGGCAAAACUUGAAAUUGAAAUUCAAAUAUUGUGCUAUGCAUGUAAUCUUAGCCUUUAACAAAACUACUGUUACAUGGGAGCAAUAUCAUAGGGUAAUAUGGAUAUUUUAGUGGUCGGGAGGAACAAAACCAAUGCAACUACCAGAUCAAUUGUUGUGAUUUUACAUGUUUUAUAUUCAAUUUCUAUAUCUAUAAAACUUGAUUGUGGCACUUAUUAAUGUUAUAAUUAUGUGAGCUGUUCUCCUGUCCUUGCAGAGUUUUUUUUCAUCUUUGGUAUGGAGAUUUAGAGGACCUUCUGAAGGCAAUCGAAGCUCUUAUUCUCGUGCCAACUUUUGAGCAAAUUACAAGCUUGCUCUUGAUGUAGUCAAUAUAUCAAUUUUGAGAUAUCUCAGUCCUGCAAUGCAAUAUCUGCCAGCCAAGUGCAGUUAUGCAUCUGGGCACUAUUCUACAGUUUAGCUUGAUUGCUUUAUCAUGGCAGAUUCUUAGUGUUGGCUGCCACAUUUCUGUAUGAUUUGUUUGGUUAAAAAGAACAAUUGUUUACUAAUCAUUUAAUUGUAGUCUGUUAAAAUGUUGACUAGAAAAAAGUGUUACCAAUAUAGUUUCAUUUCCCUUCU